Tetrapisispora phaffii CBS 4417 is the source of this 1812-nucleotide messenger RNA. Its product is annotated as amino acid permease. Bases 1 to 1812 code for a protein of 603 amino acids. Gene Ontology annotation, cellular component: membrane. NCBI's taxonomy places the organism in Eukaryota, Fungi, Ascomycota, Saccharomycetes, Saccharomycetales, Saccharomycetaceae. The record is from RefSeq and is a predicted model, not a curated record. Gene Ontology annotation, molecular function: amino acid transmembrane transporter activity. The transcript has a single exon. Gene Ontology annotation, biological process: amino acid transmembrane transport.
AUGUCCAGACUGCUGAAAAGAGAGUAUUGGUCGGAAGUCGCAGAUGGCUUCAAGUUGGCUGAUAGUGGCAAUAGAAUGACAGAAACACCAGUAGGUGGUACUACUUCAAAUCCUGAAUCAAGUUUUUUAUCAGAAAAGAACCGUUAUGAUUUUAAAGAGGAAACUACAUCUUUCUCAGAUGAUAGAUUCAAUAGCCAACAUUCCUACAAUCCUGGUUCUCCUGACGAUAUCAAAGAAGAUAUCCAUACUUCAAACAUGAACCAAGAUUUGAAUGUCAGACAUUUGAUUACUUUAGCAGUCGGUGGCGCUAUCGGUACUGGUCUAUUCGUCAACUCCGGUGCUUCUUUAAACACUGGUGGCCCUGCAUCUUUGGUGAUUGGUUGGACUAUCGUGUCUACAGCUUUAUUUACUGUGAUCAAUUCUUUAGGUGAAUUGGCUGCUGCGUACCCAGUGGUCGGUGGUUUUAACGUUUAUAUGACAAGAUUCGUGGACCCUUCAUUUGCAUUCUCUGUCAAUUUAAAUUAUUUAGUCCAAUGGCUGGUCUUAUUACCUUUAGAAUUAGUCGCUGCUUCUUUAACUAUUAGAUAUUGGGAUGAUACUAUCAACUCAGAUGCUUGGGUGGCAAUUUUUUAUACUCUAAUUCUAAUAGCAAACUUAUUAGAUGUUAAAUCUUUCGGUGAAACUGAAUUUAUAUUAUCUCUAGUCAAAAUUUUGGCAAUUAUUGGUUUCUUCAUUUUAGGUAUUGUUUUAACUUGUGGUGGUGGUCCAAAGGGUGGAUACAUCGGUGGUAAAUAUUGGCACGAUCCUGGUGCUUUUGUAGGUGAUAGUGCAGGUACUCAAUUUAAAGGUUUAUGUUCAGUUUUUGUUACCGCUGCUUUCUCUUAUGCUGGUAUUGAAAUGAUUGCCGUUUCUGCAGCUGAAAGUCAAAACCCAAGAAAGACCAUCCCAACAGCUGCAAAGAGAACAUUUUGGAUCAUUACUUUUUCCUACAUUACAAUUUUAACGUUGGUCGGUUGUUUAGUUGCAUACAACGACACUAGAUUAUUGAAUGGUUCAAGUUCUGUCGAUGUUGCUGCUUCCCCAUUAGUUAUCGCUAUUGAAAACGGUGGUAUCAAGGGAUUACCAUCUUUAAUGAAUGCAAUUAUUUUGAUUGCCAUUCUUUCAGUUGCAAACAGUGCCGUAUAUGCUUGUUCCAGAUGUAUGGUAUCUAUGGCUUUGAUUGGAAAUUUGCCAAAAGGUUUAAGUGUAGUUGAUAAAAGAGGUAGACCACUAAGGGCUAUAUUUACUACUCUAUUUUUUGGUUUACUAUCAUUUGUUGCUGCUUCUGAUAAACAAGAAGAAGUGUUUACUUGGUUGUCAGCUUUAUCAGGUUUAUCCACAAUUUUUUGCUGGAUGGGUAUUAACAUCGCUCACAUUCGUUUUAGACAAGCUAUGACUGUACAAAAUAGAAGUUUAGAUGAAAUGCCAUAUUUAUCCCAAACUGGUAUUUACGGUUCCUAUUACGGUACUGCUAUUCUAUUUUUAGUUCUAAUUGCUUCCUUCUGGACUUCUUUGUUCCCAUUAGGUGGUGACGGCGCUGAUGCUGAAGCUUUCUUCGAAGGUUAUUUAUCUUUCCCUAUCCUAAUAGCAUGUUACAUUGGUCAUAAACUUUAUUUCAAAAACUGGAGAAUAAUGACUCCACUAGAAGAAAUUGAUCUAUUAACCGGUAGAAAAGAAGUCGAUAUUGAUAUUUUAAAGGAAGAAUUAAAGAUAGAGAGAGAAGCUUUAAGACAAAGUUCUUUCAUGAAAAGAUUCCUAUUAAUUUGGUGUUAA